Cheilinus undulatus (humphead wrasse) is the source of this 2083-nucleotide messenger RNA. It is a transcript of the gene ces3, whose product is annotated as carboxylesterase 3. The record is from RefSeq and is a predicted model, not a curated record. Lineage: Eukaryota; Metazoa; Chordata; Actinopteri; Labriformes; Labridae. The transcript is spliced from 13 exons. Bases 155 to 1831 code for a protein of 558 amino acids.
CAUGCACACACUUUGUUUAUAUUAACAAUUUAAAGAGAAUACGUGAGCAGAUUUGUGAGCGUAGGAGGGGGUGGUCUUAGAGGGCAGGGGCAGAGGUCUUUUUCUCCCAAAGUACACUGUAAUUCUUACUGUCUUUUCUUCGAGGCUGGUCAGGAUGAGAACAGCGUUGUUCUUUGUUUAUCUCUUUCCUGUGCUGACAGUGAUAGCACAGGCUGCACCAGCAGGGAGUGACGACCUUGUGGUUUCUCUGAAAAAUGGUCAAAUCAGAGGGGAAUACACAGCAGUGAAAGGCACACACACGAGGGUUAAACAAUACCUUGGAAUACCUUUUGCACGCCCCCCAGUGGGGCCCCUCCGCUUUGCUGCUCCAGAGGUCGCAGAGCCCUGGCAGGGAGUGAGAGAUGGCACUCAACAGCCACCCAUGUGCAUCCAGGAUCCAGAUUUAAUUGUGAAUGUUUCAAUGACCAUGUCAAUGCAAUACACCCCACCAGAGGUUUCAGAGGACUGUCUGUAUCUGAAUGUGUACACUCCACCUGAUGUAACUCCAGGAGAAAAACUACCGGUGAUGGUGUGGAUCCAUGGAGGAGGUCUGGCGAUGGGUGCAGCUUCUCAGUAUGAUGGAGCUCCACUGGCUGCUUAUGAAAACAUUAUAAUGGUCAUUAUCCAGUAUCGUCUGGGCAUUUUGGGAUAUCUCAGUACUGGAGACGACCAUGCCAAGGGCAACUGGGGUUUCUUGGACCAGCUGGCAGCUCUGAGAUGGGUUCAGGAAAACAUUGAGGCCUUCAAUGGGGAUCCACAAAGCAUCACGAUUGCUGGAGAGUCUGCAGGAGGAAUCAGUGCAUCUAUACUGACUUUGUCUCCACAAGCCAGAGGACUGUUUCAUAAGGCAAUCUUUCAAAGUGGAGUAGCAACACUUGGAACCUACACCACCAAACAUCCUUUGGCUAUGGCAAAGAUAGUUGCCAAUCUAACUGACUGUGACCGCAGCAGCACAGAGGAGCUGGUGGCGUGUAUGAAAGGAAAGAGUCAAGAAGAGCUGGUUGAUGCCACUAAAAGGAUGAAAAUCUACCUUGGAGCUGUGGUGGAUGGUGUAUUUCUGACCGACCUGGCAGAGGAGCUUCUGAAGAAGAAAGAAGUGAUGAAGGUGCCAGUGAUGAUGGGAAUAACCAACCAUGAGUUUGGAUGGAUCCUACCUCAGAGCUUUGCUCCUCCAGGCUGGGAGAAGGGGAUGAACAGAGAGGCCGUGCUGGCUGUGGUCAACAUGUUCAAUUCUGCAGGGACCUCUAAUGUGAAUAACCUCAUCACAGAUGAAUACUUAAAAGAUGCCAGAACUCCUGAAGAGAUCAGAGAUGCAUUCACAGAGAUCAUAGGAGAUCUGCUAAUGACGCUGCCUGUUGUCAAAGUGGCCGGAUACCACGCAGAUUUGGGUGUUCCUGUCUACAUGUAUGAGUUUGUGUACCGUGCAGAGAUUCACAGAGACACCAGGCCCAGCUUUGUGAAGGCUGAUCACGCUGAUGACGUCGGCUUUAUGUUUGGUGGAUGUUUCUGGAAUGGAGAUAUAAAAAUCAUUGGCCCCAUUAACAAUGACGAUGAAAGUGUUUGUAGAACCAUGAUGGCAUACUGGGGCAACUUUGUCCGUAAUGGCUCCCCUGAUGGUUCUAAUCUGGUCAGCUGGCCUCAGUAUGACAGACAGAGGCAGAAGUACAUGGAGCUCGGCCUGACACAGAUGGUGAAACAGAAACUGAAGGAGAACAGGGUCCAUUUUGCUACCGUCAUACUCCCUCAGAAACUGCAAGAGUUAGCAGCAGAAGCAGCAAACUCUGAAAACUGAGUUAUGUCAUGAUGUGUUCAUUCCUGUUUGUUUGAAUAUUAAAAUACCCUAAACCCUGGGGCCUAAGACAUAGGCAGAGGUGUGCAUACCCAAAACCCUCACUGAAACUAAGAGAUGAAAUGGUGAUCACUACAGACUCUGUGUUUUCUUUUUUCGAAUGGACGUUAUUUUAUAAAUCUAUUAAUUCUGUGUAACUGUAUUUGGGCGUAUAUUUUUGUUAAAUCGUUGUAAUUAAAGUUUAAUUUCACUGCA